UUUCUUCUUGGCCUCUUUCCUUUUCUCCUCGGACACAAAACAAACGCACGCACAGUACAAAUGCACCUCUCUCUCAGUUCCGCUGUGUACAAUUUUCCAGCAGAAAAUUUUGCACUAACACCUUGUGAAAAACCUGCAUUUUCUCUCCUGAAAUACUACUUACUCUUACCUGUUUACUGACCGAUCCCCAAUCAGCAAUCACUCUUCCGCUAUUCCUCUACUCUCUCUCCAGACACACACAAUCACGCUUACCUGGACUAACUGGGAAAACUGGUUGAUUGAUUUCUUCAUUUAUUGCUUUGAUUGUUUACCGAUUGAUAAUAAUGGCGCUAUCAGCUUCCGACUUGCCGAUGAUGUAUACGCUUCUCGCAAAUUCAUUGAGCGGCGAUCAAGGCGUGCGUAAGCCAGCCGAAGCUGCCCUAGCUCAAUCCGAGAAUAGACCUGGUUUCUGCUCUUGCCUUAUGGAAGUUAUCACUGCAAAAGAUAUAGUGUCUCAGGUGGAUAUCCGGUUAAUGGCAUCCGUAUAUUUCAAAAACAGUGUUAAUCGGUAUUGGAGGAACAGGCGUGAUUCUUUGGGAAUUAGCAAUGAGGAGAAGAUUCAUUUGCGGCAGAAACUGUUAUCACACUUGAGAGAAGAAAAUGAUCAGAUUGCUCUUACCUUGGCAGUGCUUAUUUCGAAAAUUGCUCGGAUUGACUACCCAAAAGAUUGGCCAGAUCUCUUUUCUGUCCUAGCACAACAACUUCAAUCAGCUGAUAUUCUUAGUUCACACAGAAUUUUUAUGAUUCUCUUCCGAUCUUUGAAGGAGUUGUCCACUAAACGUCUUACUGCAGAUCAAAGAAACUUUGCUGAGAUAUCAGCCAAGUUUUUUGAUUAUUGCUGGCACCUUUGGCAGAGAGAUAUGCAAACUAUACUGCAGGGUUUCUCAGUUCUUGUUCAAAAUUCCAGUCUUGGUGCUUCUGAGUUACGCCAAGAUGAUCUUUACCUUUCAUGUGAAAGAUGGUUUCUUUGUUCAAAGAUAGUACGCCAAUUAAUAGUUUCUGGCUUUUCCAGUGAUUCAAAAGUUAUACAGGAGGUACGCCCGGUCAAGGAUGUCUCUCCUAUGAUGUUGAACGCCAUCCAAUCAAUUCUUCCAUACUAUGCAUCUUUCCAGGAGCAACAUCCCAAAUUCUGGGACUUCUUAAAGAGGGCUUCUAUCAAGUUGAUGAAGAUUUUAGUUGCAAUUCAGCUCAGGCAUCCUUACUCAUUUGGCCAUGAAUCUGUCCUUCCUGCAGUCAUGAACUUCUGUUUGAAAAAGAUUAUGGAUCCUGAACCAUAUCUAUUGUUGUUUGACCAAUUCUUGAUUCAAUGUAUGUCAAUGGUGAAAACUGUUCUAGAAUGUAAAGAAUAUAAACCAAGCUUGACUGGGCGUGUGAUUGAUGAAAAUGGAGCUACACUUGAGCAAGUGAAGAAAAAAGUUUCUAGUGCAGUUGCUGGUUUACUGGCUUCUCUCCUCCCCAGUGAUCGUGUGGUACUUUUGUGUAACAUACUCAUUAAGAGGUAUUUUGUCUUAAAAGCAAGUGAUUUGGAAGAAUGGUACCAGAACCCAGAGGCCUUUCAUCACGAGCAGGAUUCAGUAUUGUGGUCUGAGAAAUUAAGGCCCUGUGCUGAAGCUCUAUACAUUGUUCUUUUCGAAAAUCAUAGCCAACUGCUAGGUCCUGUUGUUGUUUCCAUUCUUCAGGAAGCGAUGAAUGGCUGCCCUUCUUCAGUAAAUGACAUAACUCAGGCAUUGCUCCUCAAGGAUGCUGCUUAUGGUGCGGCAGCAUAUGUUUAUUAUGAGCUUUCUAAUCAUCUGAGCUUUAAAGACUGGUUCAAUGGUGCACUAUCUCUAGAACUAACAAAUGAUCAUCCAAAUAUGCGCAUCAUCCAUCGGAAAGUGGCAUUAAUUCUUGGGCAAUGGAUAUCAGAGAUAAAAGACGACAUGAGAAGAUCAGUGUAUUGUGCUUUGAUCAAAUUGCUUCAGGACAGAGAUUUGUGUGUCAGGCUGGCUGCAUCCCGAUCUGUAUAUUUUCACAUUGAAGACGCGAAUUUCUCAGAGCAUGACUUUUUAGAUCUUCUACCGGUGUGCUGGGAUUUAUGUUUCAAUCUAAUGGAGGAAGUACAAGAGUUUGACUCAAAGGUUCAAGUUUUAAAUACAAUCUCUGUCCUUAUUGCGCAUGUGAAUGCGGUUAUCCCAUACACAAAUAAGUUGUUGCAGUUUUUCCAGAAGGCCUGGGAGGAAUCUUCUGGUGAAAGUCUUCUGCAGAUUCAGCUUCUUUCUGCAUUAAAGAACUUUGUAUGUGCUCUUGGUUAUCAGUUACCUAUCUGCUACAACAUGUUGCUACCAAUUUUACGAAGUAGUAUUGAUGCAAAUAGCCCAGAUGAACUUCUUGAAGACAGCAUGCAGUUAUGGGAAGCCACAAUCUCACAUGCUCCAUCAAUGGUACCUGAGCUAUUGGGAUGUUUCCCCUGUCUGGUGGAGAUAUUAGAGAAAAGUUUUGACCAUUUAAAGGUUGCCGCUAAUAUAAUCGAAGGGUACGUGAUAUUGGGUGGAAGUGAUUUUCUCACUAUGCAUGCAUCAAAUAUUGCUAAACUUCUUGAUCUGGUUGUUGGGAAUGUCAAUGAUAGAGGGUUGCUCUGUAUUCUUCCAGUUGUUGACAUUUUAAUUCAGUGUUUCCCAGUUGAUGCUCCACAGUUGAUCAGCUCCACUCUGCAGAAACUAAUCUUAACAUGCUUGACUGGAAAAGAUGAUCAUGAUCCUUCUCGGACAGCUGUAAAGGCGGCUUUGGCAGCUAUACUUGCAAGGACAUUGGUCAUGAACACCAAUUACCUUGCGCAGCUAACAUCAGAACCAUGGUUAAUCUUGCAUCUGCAAAGAGCUGGUCUUUCAGUUGAAGAAAAUAUCCUUCUAUGCCUGGUAGACUUAUGGCUUGACAAGGUUGACAACGUAAUUUCAAUUCAGAGGAAGACAUUGGGUUUAGCCCUCUCUGUAGUUUUGACUCUGCGGUUGCCUCAGGUAUUAGAUAGGCUUGAUCAGAUCCUAAGUGCAUGUACAAGUGUAAUCUUGGGUGAGAGUGAGGACUUAACAGAAGAAGAGUCCAGCAGCGAUAUUAGCUCUGGCCAGCCUCAUGUCCCAAGCAGAGAGUUCAGGAGGAGACAGAUCAAACUUUCAGACCCAAUUAACUUAGUAUCACUGGAGAACUCGGUGAGAGAGAAUCUUCAAGCAUGCGCUGCUCUUCAUGGAGAGGCAUUUAAUUCAGCUAUUGGUAAAAUGCAUCCUGCAGCCCUAGCCCAAUUGAAGCAAGCAUUGAAAAUGUCAUAAGCUAGAAGCUAGAUUGGAUGUUUCAGGCUGGGGCCUUUUAUUAUGUGAGGGGUCUACAUGCUUUCCAUGAUCCCCAAAAAGCUGAGGACAGUAUAGGUUUUGAAAAUACUCGAACUUCCAGAUUGUGAGUGCUCUGCAAUGAAUUCGUAUUUAGAUAAUAUUGUUUUGCGGAUAGGCUUGUUAUCCAUUAACGAGAGUCACUGCAGCAUGAUGUACGGUAAUUGAGGGUAAAUGAUUGAAUUUGUGGGGCUUUCAGGUGUUGGUUCUGCCACGUGGGAUUCCAGUUAUGUGCAUAUUUUGUGUGCCGAAGUUGAGUCAUCUGAUUUCGUGCUUUUUGUGUUUCUUUUCCAGUUUUCCAAAGGGAAAAAAAAAGUACCGGAAUAACAGUUUUGGAUGUGGUUGGAUGAUGCUUGUUUAAUAAAAAAAUCUGAAAAAAAGGUUCAUUUUGAUUGCA
This is a messenger RNA of Coffea arabica (coffee), 3792 nucleotides long. RefSeq lists its product as uncharacterized. Lineage: Eukaryota; Viridiplantae; Streptophyta; Magnoliopsida; Gentianales; Rubiaceae. The record is from RefSeq and is a predicted model, not a curated record. Gene Ontology annotation, cellular component: cytosol; nuclear envelope. Gene Ontology annotation, molecular function: small GTPase binding. Gene Ontology annotation, biological process: protein import into nucleus.